GCGGGCGGCGGGGGCGCCAUGGGCAGCGGCAGCAGCCGGAGCGGCCGGGCCCUGAGGCGGCUGCGCAGCCCCGACAGCCGGCCGGCGGGGCCCGGCGGGGCAGCCUCGGAGGGCGGGACGCGGCCUCUGGUCUCCGCGACGGCGGCGGCGGCCGCCCGGGAGGAGGCCCGGGAGGCGGAGGCUGCUGAGGGGGCGGCCGACCCCGACCCCGACCGCGACCCCGGCCCCGCGGACGGCGGGAACGAGACCUUGCGCCUGCUGGACCAGCUGCUGGCCGAGUCGGCGGCCUGGGGCCCGGGGGAGCUCGUCCCGCGGGGCCCGGCGCGGCCCAAACCCGCAGCCGGCGCCGGGAGCCGGGUGUCCUCCAAACAGAGCGCUGACGAGCACCCAGAGAGCAGCAGAGUCUCCAGAAACCCGGGCGGCAGCCACGGGAGGCCCGAGAAGCCGUCAGGCAUCUUGGCCAUCUCGUACGACUACUCGGAAGAGGAGCUGAUGGCCAGCAUCGAGCAGGAGUACUGUCGCUGAGGCUGCUGGAGGUGCCCUGCAGGUCCCCUGCUCCCCCUGACCAGACUGGGGUUGCACCCCCGCCCCCGCACCCUGCCCAGGCUCUGGCUGGAGCUGAGCCCCCUCCAACAUGCAGUUACUCCUGGUUCUUUCAAAAGAUCCAGCUUCAGGCUUGCUGGCAAGCGGUGGUCAGCCGUGCAGACCCAGGUGUGAAGGCAGGCACAGGUGCAGUCCCCCCCCCCCCCACCCCGGUGCAUGCGCAGGCGCUCUCCCAGCUACUCCUCUCGCAGCCUCUGCGGAGGGCUUGUCUGCGGGCUUCUCCUGGAGCCUGAAGUGUUUCCCCUGUAGGAUGGCCCUCUCUGCACUGGGACUGGGGACAGCUCAUCAAGCUGAGUGUGGCCCAGAUUGGCUCCCUUGGGGCCUCUAACACGUCCCUGGUUCUGCACAGCAACUGCCUGGAGAUGUUGAUGCCUGCAUUAUGGUUCUGGGCUCUGGGGCGGGGCCGGAGAGUCUGCAUUUCUAACCAGCCCCCAGGUGAGACCCGAGCUCCUGGACCCCCAGCCUCGCUCGGGGUAGGAAGGAUUGAGUCUAAGCUUUAGAUCGUACCUGACUCUUCCUUCCUGGCGCUGGGGCUGCUGAGAGCCACAGUCCGCCUGCCUCCCUGGAGAGAGGCCUGCUCCCCUCCUUGGCAGGUGUGAUGGGCGGAGAGCACGGGACUGGGAGCUGGAGCCCUCAGUUAACUAACAUGCAGCCACUUUCACCCUGUGGGCCUCAGUUUCCCUCUCUAGAAAUUGAGUCCUGGAGGCUCUUCCAGGCAUUCCAGCGCUGACAAUCCAGGCUUCCUUGAUCUCUGCUGUUCUGCAGCUGCAGAGGCAGCUCUGUGCCCCGGGAGGGAGGGGGGGGCACCCCGGCCCCACCUGGAGGAGGUCCUGAGGAACACCUGCUCUCACCAGCCUGAUGGGACUGGUUUACUCUCGUCCCACCUGGGAGAAGGUACAACGUCACCGCAUUGAGGCCAGAAGAGCCCGAGAACGUUCCCAGCGGACAGAUGAGAAAGCCGGUUUGCCAGGGAUGUCUGUGAAUCCAAGGCAGGGCCAGGGGAGCCACAGGCUGACUGGAAGGUGGGAAUCCUGCUGGGGCGCAGGCGUGGCUGGCCUUGGAAGAAGGUCCUGGCUGGCGUGCGGUUCGGGGGCCAGGUGGCAGGCCCCUCAGGAGCAGCUGGGAGGGCAUCAGAACAAAGGGGCACGUGGGUGUGAUGUCAACUUUUGCCAAAGCCAGAAUAGGUCUCAGCUUGUCACAGUUACCACCAACACAGAGCCUCCCUGGCGUUGCCUGCAAGAUGCAAGAGCUUCUGGGACACAGAUGCAGGGCCCAUUGGCCCUGGGGUCAGGUCCCCAGACCCACAGGCCUGCUGUCGUCACAGGCAAACAGGUGUUUCUAUGAACUUUUAUUGCUUGGCAAGGCAGCCUUUGAUCAGGUGUUCCAUCGCUGGGAGAUUCUUACUGCCGAGCUGGAGGAUGUCGCAUGGAGCCUUCCGACAACGGUCGCCGAUAGAGUGGCUCCGAAACCCCCCAAAGCGAGAGCUACUCCCCAUCCAAGCCCAAAUCAUUUCUUUCGAUCAAAGAGGAAAGCCAUUACUAUUUUAAUAAUACAAAUAUUUCUCUUAAAAGCAGUUAGUAUUUUCUUUCUCACCACCAGACAGAUCAGGCCUUGAAUUUAAUGACGUAAAAUGUUUACAGUUUUACCUCAUUAUUUUGUUAAAAUGGAACACAAUCAGCCAGUUUCCCGCAUUUUCCAGUGGAAACCUCAUACAACAAUUCAUGAGAUAAAAGUGUUCAGAAAAAGAAGAA
This is a messenger RNA of Zalophus californianus (California sea lion), 2354 nucleotides long. RefSeq names its product cystin 1 (gene CYS1). Lineage: Eukaryota; Metazoa; Chordata; Mammalia; Carnivora; Otariidae. The coding region runs from base 19 to 525 and encodes 168 amino acids. The record is from RefSeq and is a predicted model, not a curated record. The transcript has 3 exons.